GCAUACCUAACUAUCACCUGCAAGCCGGCGGCAUCCCAACUCGCCGCGUCGCGUACACCCGGAGGCGGAUGGCCAUGGCAAAGUCUGUCCUGAGCUUGCUCGCGCACCUGCACGCCGCCGUCCUGUUCCUUCCGGCGGACCCGGCGGCCGGCGCAGCAAUGUACAACGUGCUGCGCUACGGCGCCCGCCCCGACGGCGCGGCGGACGCGGCGGGCGCCUUCCUCCGCGCGUGGGCCGACGCAUGCCGCUCGACCCGCCCGGCCACCGUCUACGUGCCGCCCGGCCGGUUCCUGGUAUCGAGCGCCACGUUCACCGGCCCGUGCCACGGCCACGCCGCCGUGACGUUCGCCGUCGCCGGCACGCUCGUCGCCCCCGCGGGCGCCGGCGGGCGCGGCUUGUCGGGGAGGUGGAUCACGUUCGAGAACAUGGAGGGCCUCGUCGUCUCCGGCGGCACCUUCGACGGCCGCGGCCGGGCGCUCUGGGCCUGCAGAGCGCGCGGCGGGAACUGCCCGACGCCGGCGUCGUCGCUGACGAUCGCGAACUCGAGGGACGUGGUGGUGGCCGGGGUGCGGUCGGUGGACAGCGAGCUGUUCCACGUGGUGGUGCUGCAGUGCGUGGGCGUGACGGUGCGCGGGGUGACGGUGGAGGCGCCGGCGGACAGCCCCAACACCGACGGGAUCCACAUCCACAUGUCCAGCCACGUGUCGGUGUACGACGCCAGGAUCGGCACCGGCGACGACUGCAUCUCCGUCGGCCCCGGCAACUCCCACCUCUGGAUCGAGCGCGUCGCCUGCGGCCCCGGCCACGGCAUCAGCAUCGGGAGCCUGGGCAAGCAGGAAGGCAUGGCGGUGGAGGCGGUGCAGAACGUGACGGUGAAGACGACGUGGUUCGCCGGCACGACGAACGGGCUCCGGAUCAAGACGUGGGGCGGCUCCAAGCGCGGGUUCGUCCGGGGGGUCACCUUCGCGGACGCCACCAUGUCCGGCGUGGACAACCCCAUCAUCAUCGACCAGCGCUACUGCCCCAGCGGCAGCGGGUGCCCCGGCGGGAGCUCCAGCAUCAGGAUCAGCGACGUCAGGUACGUGGGCAUCCGGGGCUCGUCGGCGACGCCGGUCGCCGUCAACUUCGACUGCAGCCGGAGCAACCCGUGCAGCGGCAUCCGCCUGCAGGACGUGGCGCUCACGUACCGGAGCCGGCCCGCCGCCGCCAAGUCCUACUGCCGGAAUGUGCAGGGGAGCACGCUCGGCCUCGUUCUGCCGCCGAGCUGCCUCUGAUGUAUCAGACGGCAGCCGAUCGAUGAGCCGAAGCAGAUGCAUCAGUGGCUGCAUUGCCACGUGUAUAUAGAUGCAUACGUCGAAUGUAUCACGUAUAUGUAGCGAGUGCUUAGACUACACGGACGGCACGUACUUAAUUACCAUCGUAGAUGAAUCGUAGAACAUCUGUUGGUUGUUUUGUUCUAUCGUCGUCUUUGCCUUUUCAUAAAAUGAUUAGUGUAGCUGGCAGAGUGACUGGCUGUAAUUAUCUGACUUCAUCUUACAAAUAAAGACC
Setaria italica (foxtail millet) is the source of this 1548-nucleotide messenger RNA. Its product is annotated as polygalacturonase. The record is from RefSeq and is a predicted model, not a curated record. NCBI's taxonomy places the organism in Eukaryota, Viridiplantae, Streptophyta, Magnoliopsida, Poales, Poaceae. Gene Ontology annotation, biological process: carbohydrate metabolic process. The coding region runs from base 69 to 1274 and encodes 401 amino acids. The transcript has 3 exons. Gene Ontology annotation, molecular function: polygalacturonase activity.